GGGCCGCGGCCGGCGGCGCCCGGAGUUAGUUGUUGCGCGCCGGCGCGGCGGUCGGAGCCCCGUCCCGGGACUCGGUUCCUCUCCGGGGCCCGGCGGCCGCGGGAGCCCGUCUGGACGAAUCUUCCUCGGCGUGGCGGCCGCCGUCUCCCCCUCGUUGCUUGCCUGUGUGGAGGUGUCGCGGGGCUGGGUGAGCCCCUGCUAGAGAAAAUGUUGCUGUCCUGACCAGUAGUCAUGAAGAGAAGGGGGUGAAGUGAAUUUGUCUGGAGAAGUAAGACGUUUAGAAAUUUUCAGCGGGAUUUAUUGCCAGUAGCUGCAGAAGGUUUUGCAAAGCCAGCCGUUGGCAUUAGAAUGGAUGAAAUGCCUCAAACUUAAGAGGUUGAUUUGCUGCAGUUUGAGAGCUGAGUCUGUUCAGAGGUGUGGGGAGAGCAGCAGAGCCAGUAGAAGAGAAGUGGUGAGGGUACAUGAAGUGUGUGCCUGGAAUAACUCCACUGGGACUUGUCUGACGCACCUGAGAGCAGUCAGGUACAUCUGACAGCAACCUGACUGGACUCACUGGGGGGAACCGAAGUACCACAGCAAUAAGCCUCCUCCGUUAUUAAUGUUGCUUUGCCACUCGGCCAGCACUAGGACUACUUCACACCAACUAAGCUUAUAGCAUCUUGAAUGGGGAGGUGUGUCUAGAGAAUAGUAUCUCAAAAAGAUACUGCGAAGAUAUUGCUACUCAAAGCUCUGGUGUGAUAUGUGUUUCUCAGACAAGAAGUGAUGUUCCUGGUACAAAGGGAAUGAUCACUGCUCAGAACAGUAGCCACCCUAACUGAACAGAGUGGAAACAUAUGGAUGAAAUUCUUACCAUGCACUGAACAGCACGGCAUCAAGCGCAAAGCUCUGGGAAAAUGUCUGCUUGCAACACUUUCACUGAACACGUCUGGAAACCUGGUGAAUGUAAGAACUGCUUCAAGCCCAAAAGCUUGCAUCAGUUACCCCCAGUAUCUGAAAAAAAAACACUCUCGCAUGGAAAUCUGAAAACCAAUGCAAACCAAAGUAACAGCCAUCGUGGAAGAAAUACAGGAAAUUUCCGACCGCCCGUGGCAAAGAAACCCACUAUAGCUGUGAAACCCACCAUGAUGGUGGUAGACGGGCAGGGUGUCUGCGGCGAGAUCAGCACGCCGGAUCAUGGUGAGAAUAAAUCGGUGCCUGCAGGUUGGAACCGAAACAAAGCUGUCUUGAACAAAAAACCACUGAACAAUAAUAAUGAAGAUGAAAUUGAAGGUUACAGCCAUGUUCACAGGCCUUAUGGCAACAAUGAUGGUGUAGGUAAGAUACCAAAUAACAAUAAUAAUGGACUGACAGAAGUUUUGAAGGAGAUUGCAGGUUUGGAUACCACACCUCAGCUAAGUGGAAAUGAAAUGAACUCAAGAGAAACCUUCUUGGGAAGAAUAAAUAAUUGUUAUAAAAGAUCAUUAGAAAGAAAGAUCCCUCCAAGCUGCAUGAUGGGCGGAAUGAAGGAUUCACACAGUAAGCACGUUAUUCUGAGUGGAAGCACUGAAGUAAUAAGUAAUGAAGGUGGACGUUUCUGUUAUCCAGAGUUCUCUAGUGGAGAUGAGAGUGAGGAUGACACGGUUUUUGGCAGCAUGCAAGAAGAGCAUGAGAGCUGGGAUGAAAGUGAUGAAGAGUUACUAGCAAUGGAAAUUCGUAUGAGGGGCCAACCUCGCUUUGCUAAUUUUAGAGCUAACACCCUAUCUCCUGUUCAGUUCUGUGUUGACAAAAAAUGGAAUACCGUGCCCCUUAGAAACAAGUCUCUCCAGCGGAUCUGUGCAGUAGAUUAUGAUGACAGUUAUGAUGAAAUUUUGAACGGUUAUGGGGAAGAGACUGUGAUUCUUUAUGGGCAAGAGAGCAUGCAGAGCAUGGUAUCUUCUGAUUCUACAUCUCCUGAUUCUUCUUUGACAGAAGAGUCUCGUUCUGGAACAACCAGCAGUUCUUCACAGAAGCUCUGUAAUGGAGGGUUAUCUCCUAGUACUCCUCAGGACCUCAAAUUGAUUGAACCAGAAUAUGAAAGUCUUUGUGACAAUCAACAAGUGAAGGAUGUGUCAAAAGCUCCCAGAAAUGUUCCGAAAAGCCUAGAAACUCACAAGGCAGUCCUUGCGCUUCGACUGGAAGAGAAGGAUGGCAAAAUUGCUGUGCAGACUGAUAAGCAAGAGAAUAAAAGUUCUUCAGAUGUUGCUGGUCAAGCUGUAACUAUAAAUUUGGUGCCUGUGGAAGAGCAAGCUAAACCUUACAGGGUGGUGAAUAUGGAACAACCCGUGUGCAAGCCAUAUACCAUAGUGGAUGUAUCAGCUGCCAUGACCAAUGAAUGUAAGGAGAAUCAGACUGAAACCGCAGAAACCAAAAAUGCAUCAUCUAACCCAAGCUCACCUGUAACUCCAGGCACACCUAUUACAUCCUCUGCAGGAUCACCUGUACGAGUGAAUGCUAAUCUGAAAAAAUCCAGUGCAAUCAGAUACCAAGAAGUGUGGACUUCUAGUACUAGUCCAAGACAGAAGAUACCUAAGGUGGAGUUAAUUGCUAACAGCUCAGGACCUUCUGUUCCUCCCAGGAAGACAAGCCACAAGUCAGCUCCUACUUCACCUACAGCUACAAACAUUUCUUCAAAAACCAUCCCGGUUAAGUCUCCCAAUUUAUCUGAGAUAAAAUUCAACAGCUACAAUAAUGCUGGCAUGCCACCUUUUCCUAUUAUCAUUCAUGAUGAGCCCACUUACGCCAAGAGUUCCAAAAAUGCUAUUAAAGUUCCUAUUGUAAUCAAUCCGAAUGCAUACGAUAACCUGGCUAUCUAUAAAAGUUUUCUAGGCACCAGCGGAGAGCUAUCUAUCAAAGAUAAAACUACUAGUGUAAUAAGCCACACAUAUGAAGAAAUAGAAACAGAAAGCAAAAUGACUGAAACCAUAGGAAGUAAACCCACUGAAUUUUCCCAAGUGAAAGGGGUGACUAAUAGCUCUGAAUGCAGGCUGGGUUCUGUGGCUCAGAAGGUCCAAGAGUUUAAUAGCUGUCUCAGUAAAAGUCAGAUAUCACCACAGAGAAGUCACAGUUCUGACCACAGUUCCCCAUCAAGAGUUCAAAAGACGACACAAGAGCCUGCAGCAAAAAUAGACGUAACACCAGAGGCUUCCGUUGGCGGCGGCGGCAGCAGCAGUAGAGAGAAUGCGAGCACAGUGCUUUCACAGAUUGUGGCUUCUAUCCAGCCUCCGCAGUCUCCUCCAGAAACACCUCAGUCCGGACCCAAAUCUUGUAGCAUUGAAGAACUGUAUUCUUUACCCCCUGAUGCAGAUGCCACUAAAAACACCCUGGUACGACCCAAAUCUCUGUUUACGUCACAGUCUGAAAUGGAGUCAUCCAAGAUGGUGGAAAAUGCUGCCAUUAAAACGCAGAAAGAUUCACUUUCACAGCCAGUUGCCGCUCACUCUCCAAAGCCAGUGAGAGCCACCCCAAAUACCACAAGUCCCAAAACAGAGCAAGCACCGCCAUUUCCUCCUCCACGGUCCACUUCUUCACCCUAUCACGCAAGUAACUUGUUGCAAAGACAUUUCAGCAACUGGACCAAACCAAACAGUCCCACCAGGUCAACAGAGGCUGAGUCAAUCCUUCAUUCAGAAGGUCGCCGAGCUGCUGAUGCGAAACCCAAACGCUGGAUAUCGUUUAAGAGUUUUUUCCGCCGCAGAAAAACUGACGAUGAGGAAGACAAGGAGAAAGAGAGAGAGAAAGGAAAAUUGGUGGGCCUUGAUGGAACGGUUAUACAUAUGCUCCCCCCUCCUCCAGUUCAACGUCAUCACUGGUUCAGUGAGGCAAAGUCAGACUCCAGUGAGAAGCCGUCGAUUGUUUUCAUGUAUAGAUGUGAACCGGCACAAGCUGAACCCAAGGCUGACCAUCAAAGCAAGAGCGGAGUGGAGUCUGCUAUCGCUGAUGCGCUAGCAAAAGACAAAGGAGAGAUGCAGGAAAAGUCUCCAGAGAGCUCUGAACAGAACAUAGCGAGCCAUUCCUCUCCGCCUCAGAUUCCCAAGAAAAUCCCAAGCACAUCAGAACACUGUGGAAUCAAUGGCUCGCCAGAGUUUCAAGACAUGAUUAAAAGACUCAAGAAGGCCCUGAAAGAAUUUCCUUUAAUGGGGAAUUGUGUGAGUGAGUACAGUGGUCAAGUGCCUGAUGAUACAACGCUGGAGGAUUUGUCCCCUCGUGUUCCUAGAGCCGUGUUUGUGAAGCAGGACAAUGGCGGCAGUGCCUCGGUUAUACCGGUAUCAUCUGUCCGUGUCCCACAAGGGGAGGAAGAAAAGGAAGAAGCAUCAAAUUCCCCUGACUUAAAUCCUUGCAGUGCUACAUACAGCAAUUUAGGACAGUCUAGAGCAGCCAUGAUCCCUCCGAAACAGCCGAGGCAACCAAAGGGAGCUUUGGAUGAUGCCAUUGCCUUUGGAGGACUAGUAGACCAGGAGACAAUGAACAACUUGCAGCCCACACCACCUCCGCUGCCAAAGAAAACAAUUUUGAGAGCUAACACAGAGCCAACUCCCAGAGAUCUCCAGAAGCAGGCUCUGGAGAACAACCUGUGUGUUGUGGCCAAUCCCACCUAUGAUAUCGACACCAACUGGGAAGCAAGCAGCGCCUGCUCUUCAGUCAGCCUGGAGCUCAAGGUACUGGAUAAUGAGUCAGGAGAUUCCUUGGACAGGCCUACAGAAAAACUAAGGGCAACCACCUCAGCAACUAACAGUGUUUCCAGCCUAACCACUAUCAGUAUUAAGGACCGGUGUUCCAAUAGCAUGGAGUCUCUAACAGGGAGACGCAUCACGCAGACUAAGCAGGGCAAAGGUGUCCAGAAGCCACAACGGCAAGCACUUUAUCGAGGAAUUGAAAAUCGAGAAGAGGUGGUAGGUAAAAUCCGAAGCCUUCACACUGAUUCACUGAAGAAGCUGGCACUUAAAUGUGAAGACUUGUUCAUGGCCGGACAAAAAGACCAGUUGCGGUUCGGAGUGGACAGCUGGUCAGAUUUCAGGCUAACCAGUGACAAGCCAUGCUGCGAGGCAGGCGAUGCAGUUUACUACCCAGCUUCUUAUGCAAAAGAUCCUCUCAACAAUUAUGCAGUCAAGAUUUGUAAGAGCAAAGCUAAGGAAUCCCAGCAGUAUUAUCACAGCCUAUCUAUCCGGCAGAGUCUGGCUAUCAACUUUAACAUCCAACAGGACUGUGGCCACUUCCUUGCUGAAGUGCCAGUUCGUCUCCUUCCAUGGGAGGAUGCCGAUGCACCAGAGGCAGAAGAAGAAGAACGGGAAGAAGAGGAGAAAGAUUCUGAGCAAAAGAACAGAGAAGCUACAGAGGCUUCACAGAAAGACAGCUCAAGCAACCAAGGGACCAUCAGCAAGCCACGCAGCCGUGUUGUGGUCAUCACGCGGGAGGUCCCAUACUUAACAGUGGCCGACUUUGUACGCGAAUCUGCGCCUCGCCAUGCAAAAAGCCCAGAUUUAUAUGAGAGGCAGGUCUGUCUACUACUCUUACAGCUGUGUUUGGGCCUCGAGCACCUGAAACCCUAUCAUAUCACACACUGUGAUCUGCGGUUAGAGAACCUGCUGCUGGUUCAUUCCAGACCAGGAAGCAGCCCUCUGAGCUCUGAGUCCAUGGAACCCAGUCCCAACACUGCUUGCCCAGCCAGAUUAAUAGUGAGCAAUUUCUCCCAGGCCAAGCAGAAGAGUCACAUGGUGGAUCCUGAGGUCCUACGGGAUCAGUCCCGCCUGGCUCCAGAAAUCAUCACUGCAACACAGUACAAAAAGUGUGAUGAGUUCCAGACUGGCAUCCUCAUCUAUGAAAUGCUGCACUUACCCAAUCCCUUUGAUGAGAAUCCAGAGCUGAAGGAGAAGGAGUAUACUCGUGCUGAUCUCCCCAAGAUCCCUUGCCGUUCCCUCUACUCUCAGGGGCUUCAACAACUCGCCAGCUGCCUACUGAAUCCCAACCCUUCAGAGAGGAUCCUGAUAUCAGAAGCCAAGGGAAUCCUUCAGUGUUUGCUUUGGGGUCCACGCGAGGACUUAUUCCAUGCUCUAAGUACAUCUUCCAACCCUGCCCGGAGAGAUGCUGUACUUCAGAACUGGCUGGAUAUAAAAAGGACGCUGCUGAUGAUCAAGUUUGCAGAGAAGUCCUUGGACAGGGACUGUGGAGUUAUUCUGGAAGACUGGCUUUGUUGUCAGUAUCUGGCUUUUGCCACUAUAGACUCACUUCAUCGCAUUGUGAGAAUCAUGCAGCAGCACUAGUUUGUAGAGCCUGUUGCUUUUUCGUGAAGCACCCCCCCACCUCCACCCCAGCCCUCACUCCAGCCUGCCCUAGGGCUCGUAGUUUGUACAAGUGUUAAAAAAUAGCCUAGAUAUCGAAGCCAGCAACUCUGAGCAAAUAGGUUCUAAUUGGAGAAAUUGCAUCCUGUACCCAAUAUGACAGAAACUUUACUUUUUUGCCAGGCCUGUUAGGGACUGAUUAUAUAUACAUGACUGCAUUUGGAUCAGACAGUAUGUGAUUUGAUUAGUAUCUGGCUGAAAAGGAGAGCAAACUUUGAUGCCACUAUUUCUACCACUGCAGUAAACAAAUUGCCCUCCUCUUCUGGGUAGUUUCUGUCAUUUCCGUAUGUAGCAUUAGUUAGUGAAUAGCAGUGACCAUAAGCAGAGAUGGAUGAGUAGUAAAUGCGAGAUGAAUGAUCCACCAUGCCACAAAACACUCAUUUUCUUCCAUUCCAUAUACCACGCAAAACUUUCUCUCCGCUUACUCAGUCCCCCGCAAGCGGGCUGGACUCCUCUUUCCGUUGGUCUCAAACAGAUUCUGAUCUUUCUCUUACACUUCACACCUUCUUUUUUUCCUUCCCAGAUGUGGUUAUCCUGCUGAUGGUGGCACAUGUCAGUGUUCAUCUGCAGCAACCGUGUUCAGUCCUCUUCCCUCCUUCUCUGACUCAUUGCCUACCCAUAUCCUUUCUAACCACGGAUCCCUGAUUUUCAACAAUGCUGCCUUAAUCAGACCAUUACCCUUAACUUAAGACUUCUGCAUUAAAAAGCAGAAUAUGCACACUUUGUCUAUCCCAUUUCUUACAUGACAUUCACCAGUCUGGACUGUGAUGUACUGUAGCUAUAACCACAUUUAUACAAGAACAAUACAAUGCAUGGUGGGCAAUUGAAAUUCCCCUUCCAUCGCAGAAGGCGCUAAAGCCUGACUUGAAAUGGAUAGGACAUACGUAACCUUCUCCGACAAUCACCGCUACGAAGCGGGGAUGAAAAUAACAGCCACCUCUUCAGUUUUAUUUUGGUUUGCUCUUGUCACUUGUGCCAUAUUGCAAAGUGGGACUGAAAUUGGCUCUGCUGGUAUGCUGGCAGGAGAUAGAAAUGUUUAGAGCUUGUCUGCGUGUAGCUAACAGGCCACAUGGAGACACUCUUACUGCAGACACAGUUCUCUGAAGGGUAAAAACAAGGGGGCAAAAACACUGUUGUUUAAUUAUUGAGGGAGCUGUUAAGUUUGGCAGCCACAACUAACAGCAUCGUGAUCCAUUUUUCCCACAGCGGUGUUCGGCUGCAUAUCUCUUGUCUGUUGUAACUAGUGUUUUCUAAUGUUGCUAUAGACAACACCCUAAAAAUGGAAUGUUGUCAGAACAGCUCAAAGAGCAUUGCAGACAGAGUUUUGGACUGGAGCAGGAAUUAGCGAGGAUUAGAGAGACAGAAUUUUUGAAAACUCAACCCGAAGGAGCUUUUCACUGUUAGAGGCCGCUGCUGACUUCCUUUCCUGACCUAAUGGCCAUUUCCUAUGGAACCUCUGCAGUUGUACAGGCGGUAUCUUUGCUCAGUAUUGCUAGGCUCUGAAUUGUUUCCUGAAUCGCUCUGAAGAAUUGAUCUGGAUGCAGGGGAAAAAGUGAUACCGAAUGUUCUGACCGGGUGAUGGAAAGCAGACAGCCCUAGUUAUGAGCCUGUGCUUCUCUCCUAUGGAUCUAUGUGCAAUUCUUGUAUGUAUUUUUUAAAGCUGUACAUUACAGUGUUCACUUUACACACCAGCCUUUACCUGAUGCUAGAUCUGCAGCCCCUUCCUUUACUUUCCUGGCACAUAAAUGCACAGAUCUCCAUGUGUUCUUUUUAUGGAUUGAUGUUUCAUUUUAAUUGUUAAAACUGUGAGGAAUCAAUUCACUUCAGCCUUGAAACAAAUAGCCACUUUAUACAGCAUAUGUGUGCUUGGACCAGAUGCGUGGAAACUGAACAAACAGUCCUGCAGGCUUAAAGCCAGCAAAACUAGCUCUGGAACCACACCGUACAUUUGGAGGGGUUGAAAUGUCUGUAUUCUUCUUCUCUGGCAUCUAUCAGAGCUAAGCUGAAUAGUGUGUGGAAGCCUACAUCGAUUGUGCCGUAGUAUAUAGACUUUGUGACCUUUCUGAAGAUUUUUUGAAACUUCUGAUUGUUAUUCUUGUGUUUGAUUCACCUGUAUCAGUGAAGGAUCAGGCAAGGAUAAGGAUAAUAUAUUUUAAUGUGUUAUAUAUUAUUUUCUUUCUCCUUUUGGCAAAAAGGUUAGGAUGGCGGCAUUGAUGCAGAAAGAGGACAGUGCAUUAAAAGCCCGAGUGCAAUGUAUGUAGUUGAGGUACUUCUACUACAUCAGGAAAGAAAGUUUCUACACUACUGCUGAGCAGCUCAUAGAAGAACCUUUACAAAGAAUCACACGUGUUCAAUGCGGCCCUGCUUUAUCUGGACGCAGGAGGGCAAUGCUCUUAUAGCUUAAAUACACUGAGCAUGACAAGUCACUCACAUACUAUCUGCUAGCUAUUAGUCACAAUGUGUGGAACUACUAGUAGGGCUUCUUGUUCUCUGUGGUCUGGUCUUGUGUUUGUUUCAUGGUGCGUGUGCGCACAUAACUUCUCACCUAACUCAUAUAGGCUGUACAAGCAAUUCUUGGACCGCUUCCCAUUGCAGUGGGCUCGUUCCUUGAAGCUGGUAGGUGCCUCCGUGUUUACGGACACAUGUUCUCAGUGUCGCUUUCAUGUCAACGUGCACAUGCAAAGUUGAAUUUGGAAGGUUUUACAACCAUAUGUAUUUAAUGCAGCUGGUCCGAAGCCUUUGUAUCUCUAGCUAUCUAAUUUCAGUUUGUAUCUUUUGUGAUGAACCAAUACUCAUUUUAGCUCUGCAGUAUAAUGAAGCAUGGAUAGAUGUUCACUAACAAUCUCUUUCUUGUGCAGCACUGGGUAAACUUUAGCAAUUUGUAAUGUUGUGUGUUUUUUUUCUUUAAAAAAAACCAGACUGGUCAAAGUAGUCGAACACAAUCUGGCCUGAGCUAUUCCUGGGGAGCUUGAGGCUGACUUUGCAGAUAUGCCCGUAACUGAUGAUUGUAACUGUGUUUGUGGUGGUUCUCCAUCCUGGCAACAGAUUGUGCCACAUAAAUAUCCGAGAAUGUAUGCAUUAAACUGAUUGUAAACAAA
Grus americana (Whooping crane) is the source of this 9451-nucleotide messenger RNA. It is a transcript of the gene PEAK1, whose product is annotated as pseudopodium enriched atypical kinase 1. Gene Ontology annotation, biological process: protein phosphorylation. Lineage: Eukaryota; Metazoa; Chordata; Aves; Gruiformes; Gruidae. The record is from RefSeq and is a predicted model, not a curated record. Gene Ontology annotation, cellular component: actin cytoskeleton; focal adhesion. The transcript has 10 exons. The coding region runs from base 894 to 6275 and encodes 1793 amino acids. Gene Ontology annotation, molecular function: ATP binding; protein kinase activity.